UUGGAGCAGCUGCUCAAGAUCGUAGAGGUGUUCGGCCUUCCUCCCUGCCGCAUGCUUGAAGCCAGCCCGAAGCUGGAGAACUUUUUUGAGCGUGUUACUCCCGGUGAUUCGGCGCUUGCCGGCGGCCAGUCUGAAUCGCCAGCUUCCUCCUCCUCCUCGGUCUUCGCGAAAGCGGUGAUAACUGUCCGUGGCAUCGUCUACCGGCCACGGCGAUACUGGACCAAGGGUGGCGCUACAACCAAGGUAGGUGCUCAGUCGCCUCACUACCCCCUCGUUGCUUUCUCUUUCCUUCACCCCAACUGCACGCAUGGAUCCGUUUUCUCCUCUUCCUCCUCCUCCUGA
Dibothriocephalus latus is the source of this 342-nucleotide messenger RNA. Lineage: Eukaryota; Metazoa; Platyhelminthes; Cestoda; Diphyllobothriidea; Diphyllobothriidae. The record is from the annotation of a GenBank genome assembly.